Messenger RNA from Mugil cephalus (flathead mullet), 1574 nucleotides. RefSeq names its product RNA binding motif protein 17 (gene rbm17). Gene Ontology annotation, biological process: mRNA cis splicing, via spliceosome; alternative mRNA splicing, via spliceosome. The record is from RefSeq and is a predicted model, not a curated record. The coding region runs from base 111 to 1388 and encodes 425 amino acids. Gene Ontology annotation, molecular function: RNA binding. Lineage: Eukaryota; Metazoa; Chordata; Actinopteri; Mugiliformes; Mugilidae. Gene Ontology annotation, cellular component: precatalytic spliceosome. The transcript is spliced from 13 exons.
GUCGCAACCCGCGAGCAUGGGGCGUAAAGUGUCGUCAAGCGAUGUGGAGUGUCGCGCUUGGAUUUCUGUUGCCGUGCCACUGCUUUCAGGAGAAGUGCUGACCGGCGGCAAUGUCGCUGUACGAUGACCUCGGUGUGGGUGCCAGCGACACGAAGACCGAGGGCUGGUCCAAGAACUUCAAGCUGCUGCAGUCCCAGCUGAAGGUGAAGAAGGCGGCUCUGACUCAGGCCAAGACCCAGCGGAUGAAGCAAACCACCGUCUUGGCUCCUGUCAUUGAUCUAAAGAGAGGGAGUUCCAGUGACGACCGGCAGAUCAUAGACACCACUCCACAUUCCGCCAUUGGACUCAAGGAUGCAGUUCCCAGUGGUUUCUCCUCCGGUGACGUGUUGAUCCCAUUGGCAGAUGAAUAUGACCCCAUGUUCCCCAACGACUACGAGAAGGUGGUGAAGCGUCACAGGGAGGAACGGCAGCGACAGAGGGAGCAGGAGCGGCAGAAGGAGAUUGAAGAGAGAGAAAAAAAAAGGAAAGACCGGCAUGACAGCGGAGCGCCGAGCGGAGCUCCGAGUGGUUUCUCUCGUUUUCCGGCAGCGGAGGAAGACUCGGAUGAGGAGGAGGAUUAUGAGAAAGAAAGGAGGAAACGGAGUAUGGGUGGAGCCGCCAUCGCCCCUCCUUCAUCGCUUGUUGACAGAGAUGGCUCCGUUCCAUAUUCCUAUGAGGAUGAAGGCCGUCCUGCCAGAGGCUCCAAGGCUGCCAUCCCUCCACCCAUGUAUGAGGACUCAGACAGGCCACGUUCUCCUCCCGGACCGACCAGCUCCUUCCUGGCCAACAUGGGAGGUACGGUGGCCCAUAAGAUUAUGCAGAAGUAUGGCUUCAAAGAAGGCCAGGGCCUGGGGAAGCACGAGCAAGGCCUGAGCACGGCCCUGUCAGUGGAGAAGACCAGCAAGAGAGGCGGAAAGAUUAUUAUUGGCGACGCAGCAGAAAAACCAGGGUCCAGCCAGUCAGCUGUUGGCGAGACUCCAGGUGGAAGCUCAGCAGUGGACCCCUCCAAGAAGUCUGAGGCGAACCCGCUCACGGAGAUCCUCAAAAACCCGACCAAAGUGGUUCUCCUCAGGAACAUGGUUGGCAGAGGAGAGGUGGACGAAGACUUGGAGGGAGAGACGAAAGAAGAGUGCGAGAAAUACGGCAAAGUGGUGAAAUGUGUCAUUUUUGAGAUUGCAGAUGUGCCAGAUGAUGAAGCUGUCAGGAUAUUUCUGGAGUUUGAAAGAGUGGAGUCAGCCAUCAAAGCUGUGGUGGAUCUGAACGGACGCUAUUUCGGCGGACGAGUCGUCAAAGCCUGCUUCUACAACCUAGACAAGUUUCGGGUGUUGAACCUCGGCGAGCAGGUUUGACGUCUCCAGGGAAGCUGAAGGAACGCGCACAUCAACUCCCCAGUUGUACAUAAACCUUUUUUUUUUUACGUUUCCUGAAGAGCAAUGUCUGUGUUUAUUGAUGACAAGUCCAUCUUGUAGAUUGUCAAUUUUUUUCCUGUGAUAAAAUACCUUUUUGUCUAGACAAAAUAAAGGGUAUAAAACAUA